This is a messenger RNA of Stylonychia lemnae, 3177 nucleotides long. Lineage: Eukaryota; Ciliophora; Spirotrichea; Sporadotrichida; Oxytrichidae. The record is from the annotation of a GenBank genome assembly.
AUGAGCUCAAUGGAUUUUAACUCAAAUAAUGAGCAGUUGAGAGUAAAUGCGAAUCAGAGGUAAAAUCAAGGUAAUAGUCAGUAUGCUUCAACCACAAUGAGGACUGUUGAUCAUAAUUUAAUGAAUCAAAGUUAGAUAAAUGAUCCUAAUAUGUCCAUUAUGCCUCUUGAAAACGCAACUAGUGACAUCAAUAGGCAAAUACAAACUUAGCAAUUACCUCUAAGACGAGCCUAAAGUAGGAAUUAAAGACAUCAUUAGAAUUAGGCUUCUAUUGCGACUGUUUAGUCCUAAUAGACCACAUAGUCUAGAAGAUCAAGAUUUAGAAGAGGCAGAAGAUCGAGAAAUAAUUUAUCAAAUCAAAGAAACAGUGUGAGUUAAAACAGAGGAAACUCUGCUAGUUCAACAAAUCCAUCAUAAAUAACAUAGCCAUCAAAUACAGAAGAAAAUAUGAUUAGAAAUACAACAGAUGAUGAUCAUAAUUCAAACGCUCCUCCACUUGAAAGAAUUAAUCCAUAUGAUCAAGAAUAUGAAAAUAGACAAUAAUAUGAGUAGCUCUUGAUCGAUGAUAACUAAUUGAGGCUGUUUAAUAUUACCGAAUAGCUUGAAAACUUCUAGCUUUACUUCUUAAUUCAUAUUAGUGGAUUGGGAAUUGCUAUUCCUGCUGUAAUUGCUUGCUCUAUAAGCUGUUUUUGCAUCAGAUAUGAGGAGACUCCUUGUAAUGCUACGAUGCAAUUGAUGACAAAAGUUAUUAUCGUAUUGAGAUUACUAAUCGGAUUCAGUGCGUUGCUUAAAUUAGAUAAGUAAACAUAAUGGGAUUGGAGCACCACAUUCUGGCCAUAUUGGUGUAGCUUUGCUAUUCAAGGGAUUAUGGGUAUUGCAAGUUUAAUAAUUUUCUUGAAUACUGCUCUCAAUUAUCUUAAAGAAGAAUCUACUCUUGAUGAUAUAUUGGCAUCAUUUUGGGCAUUUAUUGUGUGCGGUGGUUUUGUUGUUUCAACUCUAUUGCCCAUUGUAAGCGUCAUUUAAAUUUAUGAUCAAUCGCCAAAUGACCCAAGCAAGAAUUUAAUAUUAAGUCAUGAUGAUUUGUAAUCAUAAGUUUAGCCUCUUUCAGUUUAAAAAAUUGGCUUUGAAAUAUUGAAUUCCUGGUUUGAGCAUGUGCUUUAUAUUGAUGAAGAUGAUUAAAGCCAGUAUAUGAUGGAUGAAGAGAAUGAAUAACAAAGUGUUGACUAAGAUGAAUAAGAAAUCGAGAAAACAGUCCAUAUAAGAACCUACAAAUUUAAAACUCCUUAAUUUAUAGUAAUUAUUCUCAAUUUAAUGAUCGUUUAGAAAAAACUUACAAAUACAUAUUUUAAAAAAUCUAGAAAAGAAGAGAAAAUGAGGAUAUUGAGAAGAGAUAUGUUAAGAAAUUUGGAAGAUGCUAAGAUAUCUCAUAAGAAAAACAAGUCUGAGUCCUAUUCUAAGCCUCACAAGAGAGAAUUUUCAAUGUUUGAGUAAAAUUCUCCUACCAAAGUUCAUUAGUAGAAGAAGCCCUCUAAGAACUUUCAGCAAGAAGAUGAAUUCUUUGAAUUCUAAGAUAAUGAAAAUUAGAAUCAGCUAGAGUUGAAUGCUGGAAAUAGUAAUUUUGGAUAAAAAGCCGGAGUUGGUACUAAGAAAAUGAGCAAAAAAAAUUUAUAGAGAUUUAUGAGUUAAGAUUUUAGAUAAGAACAGAACUAAUAGAUCAAUAGUAAUAAUAGUAGCAAUAGAGGUAUUAUGAAAAAUAGAUAGGAUUCUAUUAAUAGACUUAGUGUAAGCUUAUAAUAGAAAGAAUGCUGCAUAUGCUUUGAUUCCAAGCCUGAUGCAGUAAUUAUGGAAUGUGGUCAUGGAGGAAUAUGCUAUGAAUGUGGCAAGCAUAUGAUAGCCACUGAACCCCGAGUCUGCCAUCUUUGCAGAGAAGGAAUAGCAUAUAUCUUGAAAAUGGAUCUAAGUACAGUGUAUAGUAAUUUCAUUAAGGUAAUAUCUGCUACUUUUAUUGAUGAUGAUUCUGAGGAAUAAAACAAUGAAGAAAACAAGGAUAAUCCUCCUGAGUAAAAUGAAUAGCAAAACUAACGGCAGGAUCACAAUCAAUUGCAAGCAUAGAUAAAUAGCAUGAAUUAAUCAAACAAUUUUCUUAAUCAGCAUUCUAGGGUUGGCUCUCAAAUAAAUAAUUAGUAACUUUAGCAUUAAAGAUAAAAGUCUAUAACCGUCUAGCUAGACAAUAGCAUACAAAAUUUUGCCCAUCAGCGAGGCAACUCAAUGCUAAUUUAGUAAAAAUAAAAUGAUGACUCAACAGCCUACUUUAUGCAAAACCCUUUUUACAGAGAGCUUGGAGGAAAUACAAUGGGUAUGAAUGGAAAAAAUUAGACCAAAAUUAUUGGUAAUGGGAUUAUGAAUGAAUAAGAUGUAAUAGAGUUCGUUAGUCCUAGGCCAAAUGAGGAAGAAGAAAAGAUGGAUGAAGAAGUAUUUUAAAGUAGCUUUGGGGCAAAUGGGUAGAUGAAUGUUAUUGGUGCUUAUGUGUAAUUCAGAGAUAUUCAAGAAGAAAUUAAAGAGGAAGAGGAUGAAAAUGAGUAUAGUGAAUAAAAAAUAGACUACUUCAAUAUGCAAUCACCAUCAAAUAGUGGAAUUAAAAAUAAUAAAAUAGUUGAUCUUGAGGAGUAUAAAAAGCAAUUAAGUAAUAGAAAAUUCAAACUUUUCUAAGUUUAAAAGAAGCCUAGUCAGUUUUAUGGACAGAGCAAUAAUGAUUUAGGAGGUGGGGGAAAUUUCUAUUAGUUUGAAAACAUCUCUAAUCCAGAUUCUAUUGUAUUAUCUGCUCGAAGUGGCAGAUUAAGUAAUUUGGAGUAAAAUGACACUCAAAAUGAUUUCAAUAGCAGCUAGAAAUUUAAUAGCAGUAUUGGAUUCAAUAUUUUCAAAGGAGGAAGAACUUCUCUGAGAGAAUCUUUUAAAAGUUCCUAAGAUUUGGCUAAUAAAAUAAAAGUUCAUAAGAAGCCUAAUAAUAGAGGUGGAAGUAUUUAUCUAGUUGAAGAAUUUUUAAGUACGAAUAUCAAUAAUCCUCUGACGAAUGCCAAUCCAAGGCUUUAAAGCAUUAUUAUGAAUAAUAUGGAAGAUGCAGGGUAAUAGCAAUUCAUGUAAUAGCAGAACACAAGCCUUAAUGCACCAAACAUCUGA